Fomitiporia mediterranea MF3/22 is the source of this 933-nucleotide messenger RNA. Its product is annotated as mitochondrial carrier. Gene Ontology annotation, biological process: carnitine transmembrane transport; mitochondrial transport. NCBI's taxonomy places the organism in Eukaryota, Fungi, Basidiomycota, Agaricomycetes, Hymenochaetales, Hymenochaetaceae. Gene Ontology annotation, molecular function: O-acyl-L-carnitine transmembrane transporter activity. The transcript is spliced from 9 exons. The record is from RefSeq and is a predicted model, not a curated record. The coding region runs from base 1 to 933 and encodes 310 amino acids. Gene Ontology annotation, cellular component: mitochondrial envelope.
AUGAGCUCUUCUGAUGCAGUAGAGGACGUCGUCCAAGGCCAGAAAGCUGCCGCCUCUUCAACAGCUACCUCGAUCAAGGCUUUUAUUUCUGGCGGUUUUGGUGGCGCGUGCGCAGUGCUCUCCGGACAUCCUUUCGAUCUUAUCAAGACUCGAUUACAGACAGCUCAGCCCGGCGCGUAUACGGGUGCAGUGGAUGCAGUGAAAAAGACAUUGCUGAGAGAUGGUGUCACUGGCUUCUAUCGUGGCAUCGUUCCUCCGUUAUUAGGCGUGACACCGAUUUUCGCUGUUUCGUUCUGGGGGUACGACCUUGGCCAAAAAUGCGUGCUUGCCUUCACGCCGAACAGAUCGAGUCCUAGUUUUAGUACGACUGAAUACGCCAUCGCAGGAUUCAUCUCUGCCAUUCCGCAAACCUUCGUCGCAGCUCCCGUCGAACGCGCCAAGGUUCUCCUACAGAUCCAGGGUCAGGGAACUGGCGAGGCCAAAUACAAGGGCGUCCUUGACGUCGUGCGAGGGCUUUACAAGGAGGGAGGUAUUCGAAGCAUAUUUCGUGGCACGGGUGCAACACUUGCGCGUGACGGGCCAGGAAGUGCUGCCUAUUUCGCCGGAUAUGAGGUGACGAAAAGGGCAGUGACGCCAGCUGGUUCGUCACCUUCUGACUUGAACCUCGGCGCAGUGAUAUUCGCAGGCGGGAUGGCCGGCGUUUGCAUGUGGAGUAUUGCUAUUCCACCAGAUGUCUUGAAAUCUCGAAUUCAGACAGCACCUACGGGCACCUACUCUGGUAUUUUGGAUUGUGCAAGAAAAACUAUAGCUGCGGAUGGCGUGACUGCAUUAUGGAAGGGCUUGGGACCCGCCAUGGCAAGGGCGUUUCCGGCAAAUGCAGCGGCCUUUCUAGGAGUUGAGGCUUCAAGGAAAGCACUGGACAAAAUUCUCUAG